Molecule: messenger RNA, 807 nt
Organism: Acanthamoeba castellanii str. Neff
Lineage: Eukaryota; Discosea; Longamoebia; Acanthamoebidae
Product: ribosomal protein L15, putative
Exons: 4
Coding region: 1-807 (268 amino acids)
Biological process (GO): translation
Cellular component (GO): large ribosomal subunit
Molecular function (GO): structural constituent of ribosome
Source: RefSeq, a predicted model, not a curated record
AUGAACCUCCGCUCUACGUUCAAUUUGGCUGCUGCCUCGCCUCUGCGGCCAUCUUCUUCCGCAUGGGCUGCCGCGCUCGCCAGCUGCAAUUCGACAUCGAUGGCCCGCGCCUACGCCACGCGGGCGCGAAAGGGCGUGAGGAGCAGCAGCCCUACGUCGUAUCUGGGCGGCGGUCUGCCCUAUCUCACCCGUAAGUUGGAGCUCGAGGCUCAGCGCGAGCUCGAGCCCUUUGAUCCAUUCUCCAUCGCACUCAACAAAAUUGCCGACAAUCCUGGUGCCCACAAGAAGGCACGCAAGGUUGGUCGAGGUACGGGUUCGAGCAAGGGCAAGCAGUGUGGUCGGGGCACAAAGGGUCAGAAGGCCCGCGGUCGUGGCAAGGUGAGCCCAGGCUUCGAGGGUGGUCAGACGCCGCUCUACAAGCGUGUUCGUAAGCACGGCUUCACCAACGCCAUGUUCCGCUCCGAGUUCGUGGGUAUCAACCUGGGCCAGCUGCAGCAGUGGAUCGAUGCUGGCCGCCUGAGCCCCGAGGGCAAGAUCACGAUGGCCACCCUCCAGCAGUCGGGCCUUUCCUCCAAGCUCACCAAGUCCUACGAGAAGGGCAUCAAGUUGCUCGCUGGCGGAUCCGAAUUCUUUGCGGCCAAGCUGGACCUCGAGGUGUCGAAGGUCUCCCAGGCGGCUCGUGAGGCUAUCGAGAAGAACGGCGGCAGCGUGCAGGAGGUCUACUACCACCCGCGCCAGCUGCGCAUGGCUCUCCGCCACCCCGAGAAUCCUCUUCCUCCCCCGCAGGAGUACAGGACACGGCCCUGA